UGAAUGUAAAACCGAAAUGGACAUGAAUGUACCGAAAUGGACACAAACACGGUUUAUUUAUGUGCCCGUCUGAUUUAACAACAAUUCUCGCACACACUGAGACUGAAAACGUGCUGAAAGUAACGGGAUUUGUGUAAAAGAGACAGGCGGAGAGACCGGAAGGUCCGGGAUGUAGAGGGUUAAACAGGACGCUGUGGUGAACGUGUAGAGCUCUACUGUAGUGCACCACACACUAUAGUGCAGCCAAUGGGAUGCGCGCGCUGCAUGACUCGAGCACUGCUUUUAUGCGCUUUCACACGGGAAUAAACACGUUACGAAAGGAUUCAUAUGCGCUAUGAGACGCCAUGGAGUAUCGGGUUAAACCUGCGGCGUUAAACGGCGGCGCGGAGACGCGGAAAAGGUCCAUUACUACCUUUUACUCUCACAAAUGGAUUAUUCAUCAUUCUUAAGGGUACUGAUAAGAGUAUUUUGGCUUUUGCUAAAUAACACACAGCUGCAACCAUGAAUUCAAACAGCUUGCAGCAAAAUUUUAUCUUGUUUCUUGAAAAGACAAAAGAGGCUCAAGAGGUACCCAAAAUCCUCAAUGGGCGUCUGUGUUGUGAAAAAUGCCGCUUUUCAACCAAAGACACUGCUUUAUUUGAGAGGCACGUUGCUCAACAUGAGGAAGUGACCUUUUCCUGUACUAUCUGCAACCACAUCUCCUACUCAAGAGUUGAAUCUCAACGACAUCUUGUUAAACACAAAGGCUCGUUUCCCUACAAAUGCAAUUUUUGCUCUUACGGAGCAGUCAGGAGGGACUACAUGGUAAAACACAUUCAGAGGAUACAUGGGAAGCCUGCAGAUGGAAUCUUUACAACUGAAUGUACUAAAAAAGUUGAAGGGCCUAAAGGGCUUGGCCAACUUGCACCAAGAACUCUGGGUGGACCUUCACAUGAUAUAAAGGUUGUGAGCCAUUCAGCCGGAAAUGUGUCCGGUCUACUUCCUAGUGCUAAUCAAACAAGACCUAGUGCACCAUAUCGUGUUACAAGUACAAGUUCCAAUCCACCCAUUAUUAAGCCUCAACCCUUUGUUGUGCCCAGUAGUACCCAAACUGUGGGUAAAGUUACACAAGGAAUCAUUAAUCCAACAAACAUCACUGCUAAAGAAGCAAUAGAAUAUGUUAAAAAAAGGAGCGAAAAAACAUCCUUGGAAAAGACUGCUGUAACAAGUACACUUCCCAGAGUUCAUAUUGGCAUGUCUGGAGAUCGUCCAAUUCAGCAAAAGCCACCACUUCAGAGCCAAGUAGUAGGUACCACAGAGAAGACAACAACUGUUUUCAAAACAAUGCCAAAAUUGCAAGUUGGAAUUCCAGUCAGUAAUAAUAACCAUCUGAAGACACUUGUCAGCAACCAAUGCGAAGCUCCUGUAGCACAAAAGGCAGUUAUUUCUGGAGCUGUACAAAAUAUUCAAGUGGCACAACGGUCUGUUCCAUCUUCAACUAAUCCCACUGUUGAGCGAUUCAGACAAGGAAUGCCAUCCAUAAAACAUAUUGUUCAGACACCAGGAAAAAAUAGUCCACGAAAGGCAAGACCUAAUAUCUUUGUGAGGACACCACCUAUGACUGUUGAGUCAAGUACAAAGUCAAGUGGACAAGUGGGAUAUUUAUCACCCUUAAGCCAACACAGCAGACCCUUGAUUGUAUCAGGUCCUGAAGACAGAAAUCCUCCCCGGUCCAAUGUUCAAGUAGAAUUGCUAGCACCUUUAAACCAGCCCAUACAACACAACAAACCCUUAACAGUAUCAUGUCCCGAAGAGAUUACCAUCCCUGCUGGAUGCCUUGUUGAAUUGGUGGAGGUGAAAAACAUUAAUGGUACGCACGAACUGGAGCUUCGGUUAGUGCCACAGCAGCUUCCUGGACCUCAACCGAAGGACUUAAAAAGUACUACUGUAACUUCAACAACAAGCAGAUUGUCAUUUAAAUGUAGAGUCGCUACAGAUGAUAAUCAACCAGUGAACAUGGACCAGGAAAUCAAUACCCCAAAGGCAAAUGCCAUUCCUCAGCAUUUAGUUCAGCGAUCACAUCUAAAGAAACUUUUAUCAGAUGACAAAGUAAAUAUCAAAAACGAAACCAAGGUGAAUGAGAAACUGCUUUGUUCAAGGAAAAAUGGGACACAGGCACCAGGAACUUCAAAUAAAUGGUUCCACACUGUCUCUAAGUCAGUAGUGUCUAACUCUCCAGAAUCAAACAAGUUUAUGCAACAACCAUGUGCCAGACAAAAAAAUGUUGUGACAGAAUCGGCUAAGCCAUCGUCUCAUACGCACUGCUCAAACAAAAACCUUUCUACAAAUGGAAUUAACAAGAACAGUACAACUAAAGGUCUUCAAUAUGAGCUCAGAGCUGCCCAGCCACCAACAAACAAACAGGAAGAUGCAGAAUUAUGUUAUCAAGGACUCCCUGUGAUUUCCUCUGUUUUUUCACUGUGCCCAAUUUCUCAAGAUUCUCCAAGCCAGAUUCACACAAUAGAAGGAGAGGCUCAGAUAUCCAUAGUUUCAGAAUCAAAAGAAAGCCAAAACAACGCUGACAACCCAAAGGCCUGUAGACCUAACCUGAAAACAGAAGAUGAAGCCAGACUGUUGAUUGACCGUCAGCUUACUGAGAAAAAGGUUGAAAUUUUAGAAGAACCCAAGGCAUCUGAGGAUAUAAUGAAAGAAAAGCUAGACACCAUGGCAGAGAAAACAUAUGAAAAUGAUGAGGACAAGAUUUCAUCAGAACUCUGUAGAUCUUCCACCAAUGCUCUACAGACAGAUCCACCGUCCAAUAUGAAAAGUUCAUCAGGAAGCCAGAGUGAUCAAUGCAUGCAGCGUGAAAAAAUGGAGACAACAAAGUUGGAAUCAGAGAAGAGCUUGCUUGCACAGAGUGAUGAUCCUUUCGCUUCGAACAUGAAUCCUAUAGUAACAUUGAUCAGAAUGCCAAGCUUGGAAAUUUUUUCCCUUUCAGAAUCUGCAAAUAAAGAGAAACGAGACAGCGAAGAAAGUAUAACGGCGCGUCCUGUCGUCUGCUGCAUGUCAGACCAGCAAAACCUACAAGAAAAGACAAUUAAGCUGGUUUUAAAGAGGAAAACCUCUGAAACUUGUACUGCCCAAGAUGAAAAAAUAGAACUAGUAUGCAUUAAUCUACCCCCCAAAACCAAGAAGGCUAAAAAAGAAAAGAAUAGAGCUAAGAAACACAAGUCCUCUAAAGACCAACAGUUGUUGGGGAAAGAUACGAUGGAAAGCAUGUGCUUGGUGCCGCUAAAAGACGAUCAACUAGUCAAAUAUCCAGGACCAAAUCAACCUGUGGUGGUUCUGAACCAUCCAAAUCUGCUAGUCCAGAUGGCCAAUAUAGAAGGUCAGACCUCAACUAAUCAGCACUGUAGAAACCCAACUCCUGUCCUCUCUAAUCAGGAUGGAGCCAUCCUGUCCACCCCUGUGAGGACAUGUCCAGCGUUUAAAAUGACACUGAAGAAAGUCCAGGGACAGGAGUAUCAGGUCACUGAGCUUCUUUUGAAAGGUGUCUGUGAAAACACUGUGCUCUGACAAAAUCUGUUUCUAAGAAACACUGUUUUAACAAAUCCUGGUUAACCAUGUUCAUCGAAAGUGUCUCCUCCAUCUGUACACCUUUGGUAGUUCUUAAGCUAGCUUCUUUAUGAGCUAGAUAGAUGCUGCAUUUGGUACAGUAGGAUGUAGCUGUUUUGGACAUCAGGCUCUAAGGUGGUUUGCUAAAAACAGUAUUGGAAUGGAACGAAAGACUUUCUUUUUUUAAAACAGUAUUUUUACAGUGUUUCAAGUACCCGUGUUUUGGAACUCUAUGUCAAUUAAACGUUAUGUACGUAGUAGUAGUACUUCUCUUUGAGGGAUCCAAAUUCCUAAUCAGGAGUAAAUCUUGAGUAAAUUGUUAAUACAUGUACAGCAAAAGCUUUAAUGAUUGUAUAUAAAGAAGUUCAUUUUUGUAUAAAGAAACCUUUUUUUUGUACAUUUGACCCAAGAAAUCAACAUGUCCAACGUCACAUUGUCAGAUAUUUUUCUGUCAUAUAUUUGAAUAUUAACCACAGAAGCAUUAUUUAAUUUUUAAAAAAAAAUCUUUUUAAAUUUUUAUUUAUUCUAUCAUAGAGUUCGAAGGCUCUCUAAAUGCUUUAUGUAUGUGAGAAGUCUGAACUCGUGUAAUGUGCCAACAUUAAUAUCGAAGUGUUACACAGGUCACUAGUUGAACUGAUGGCCGACAUGAUGUCAAAGCUUAUAGGAACUUCUUAACAUGUUUGGAUGUUAUUAAAUUCACUAUAAAUUCUGACAAAUACAUUAUAUCCAUUUUAGAUUCAUCAGUCAAUGUAUAAUGUUCUUCUAAUCUGUUCCACAGAUUAGAACACACUACAGCACUGAAACCACUGAUUGAUUGUUUAAACCUGUUUGAGAUGCAGUGAAAGUUUAUCCACUGAAAUUCAUUUAUUACACUAUACGACUAUAAACUGCAUCUCAGAACAUUUCCACAACGUCCUGGUCAAUAUGUAGACCACAAAUGUAUGUAGUUUUUUUUUUAAUUUUAUAUUGUUUAUUUGACUGUGGUGAAUUUCAAUUAUUUUCAAGUACUCAAGUGUAUUUUCAUUGACUUUU
This is a messenger RNA of Tachysurus vachellii, 4626 nucleotides long. RefSeq lists its product as uncharacterized. Gene Ontology annotation, biological process: regulation of transcription by RNA polymerase II. Gene Ontology annotation, cellular component: nucleus. The transcript is spliced from 2 exons. Gene Ontology annotation, molecular function: DNA-binding transcription factor activity, RNA polymerase II-specific; RNA polymerase II transcription regulatory region sequence-specific DNA binding. Bases 502 to 3555 code for a protein of 1017 amino acids. NCBI's taxonomy places the organism in Eukaryota, Metazoa, Chordata, Actinopteri, Siluriformes, Bagridae. The record is from RefSeq and is a predicted model, not a curated record.